Molecule: messenger RNA, 7020 nt
Organism: Pseudophryne corroboree (corroboree frog)
Lineage: Eukaryota; Metazoa; Chordata; Amphibia; Anura; Myobatrachidae
Exons: 2
Coding region: 2899-4479 (526 amino acids)
Source: RefSeq, a predicted model, not a curated record
ACUGGAAGCGAGUCAGUAUGAGAGCAGCCAUUGUGUUACUCGUUCUGGGGGUCUUCCUCAUCCAUGCGGAAGCCUUGAGGUGCAGGAAGUCCUCCUGUGUCGACACUCGCCCCUGCUCGUCCGUGGAAGUGACCUGUCGGUCCGGGGCGGACCAUUGCUUUGUGAUGAUGAAAACUUCUCCAAUAUGUAAGCAGCACAAUGUGCACAUUACUUUCCUACAGUCAAGUUGUUCUCAACCAAAAGGUCAGAACAAAUGUAAACUACAGUAUGCAGCCAGACAAGAACGUGUACAGCACAGAGAACAUUUGCAGAUUAUACACUGUAUUCCUUACCAGCUAUUGCUGUGUAAUUUACACUAGAUUAAUCCAAACUGCUGUUACAAUAUCCACAGGCAAACACAGUGGGGGACUCCAGUUGCCCAGAAGGAGAGCGAAAUGACAGGCAUAGGAAUGGAGAGAGUUAAACCUCCUGUGAGGGGUGGACCUAAAUGUUAUGAAAAGUACAGCCAAUGGUAGAGAGGGGAGGGAUCAGUAUAUAUAGGGAUGUAUAGGCUAGCUAAGUCUCUCUUGCUGCUGGUUUGCCUUCUGGUGAGUGUUGCUGAAUUGCAUAUUCACUAGUGUUUUAGCUAGGCUAGUUCAAGUAUUCAGGUUUGCACUGUAUUGUUAUAGCAUCACCCUCCUCUCUCAUCUCACCACAUACUUCUUUAGGAUAAUGGCCGCCUCUCGCCCCCUCCGUUCUGCCGGGACCCCAGCUCGUUACCGCUCUGAAGGCGGUGAAGCUGGGUCCACGGAUGUAUCUGCGGGCUCAUCUGCCCGUUCCUCGUCCACCGGCGCCGACGCGGGUGCCCGCGCGGCGGUGGCUGGACGGACCCGGUCUUCCCUGCCCCGGGUAUCGGGUCCGGAGUUAACCUCCGGCCGCGAGCGGCAGGGGGGGCUGGGGGCACGGGGAGACGACCGGAGGUGGCCGGGCAUCGGCCUUCACCUCUACCUCUGGAGGGUGAGGCGCCGUUGCCGGGAGCAGGCACCCGCGGGCGCGCCAGAGCAGGCGGCCUACGGGGGCUCCCAUCCCAUCUCCCCACCCGUCCCCCUUGUCACGGCCGCGGAGUGAUGCCGGUCGAGGGGGUCGGGGUGGGCGGAGAGCGGCGGCAGGUCGGACGGGGCCUGUCGCGGGGUCUCGUCCGGCGGUACUUUCUGGUGGCCAAGACGAUGGAAGGAGGGUGGCGGGAAGCGGCGGGCCGUGCGCACGCAGUUCGCGCACGACCGCGCUCUCAGCCAGUGGUGCCGAUCGCGCACGUGUGCGCGCAGUGGCGCCGCCGGGUUACACGUCUCCCCUGCUGCCUCCCUUACAGCCGGAGUCCGGCGGGGAGCGACGGCGGGGGGUGGUGUCCCAGGAUAGGGCACGGCAGCAUUGAGCCCCGCAGAGGUGCCUUCCCUGCAGACGGAGAGAGGGCACGCGCGAGGUGGCCGGUGGCAGGCACAAUAGUGAUAGUGAGGGCCAGCAGGCGCAGGAUAGAAUAGAUGAGUGGUGGGGGGCCACGCCAAUUGUGGUCAUGGGGGCCAGCGGGUCACCAGAAGGCCAGGCGGGGCAUUGGCCGUUCGGUCCCUUAUCGGCGCCUGCCGGCCGACGGGCCAGGAGGCGUGCGCCGGCAUCUGCGGGAGCUCCCGCCGGUGCUGGCCGCGACUUUUGGGGAAGUCAGGAGGCUUCCGGAGAGUUGGCUUCGGCUCUGUCGACGGUGGUGGCGGCAUUGGCCGCAGCCGCAUCCCCGGGGGCAGCAAAGCAUUCCGGCGCGUGCGCAGAAGCAAGGGCGUCCGGUACGCAGCCGGGGUCAGCGGCUCAGCGAAUAGCGCGCGCUUGCCGUGACCUGGGGGCGGCCACGGCGCAGUUGGGACACCAUCCAGUACGGACGGAGCGCGGACGCGAGGUGGGGACGUCUUUGCCCCGCAGUGCUAGGCAUGCCCCGGGAGUGGUUUCCGGGUCCCGUGCUUUGUCUUCUUUUUCAGGUGAUCGUGGAGAGAUUGAGGUGGACGUGAGCGAUGAGGAGGAUUUCGAAGUUUCCACACCGAAGGACUCCCAGUCCGAACAGUCGACAGCGUCAGGUGAGGUCGAGCAGUCGGCGUCGGGCUCCAGCGCGCGCUCCAGUUCUCUCAGUUCCACCGCUUCUUCAUCCCUGUCGUCGCAAGCGUCCGACGUCAGUAGCACGACUAGGGCAAAAAAGCGUGCGACAAAGUACGCUAAGAGGGCGGCAGGGCAGCAGGAGAGGCGGAAGAGACGCAAGCGGCUUAGCGAGGUCGCUCGCAGGGCCAAGAAGCACCGUGAUUUGCCGGGAGUAGUCCACUAUGAUUAUACGGCAGUGUUGAGGGGGUUACGGGAUAGCUGCCGUAGGAAGAUCUGCAGAGGCGAUUACGUGGAUAUGUUCGUGCUGAGUGCUGACUAUGGACGCGAAGAAGGAGUAUAAGGCAGCGACAGCUAAGAAAGGCAUCGGAGCUGAGGCUUUCCGUACUUUCGACAACUGGCUGGCCGGUUUCUGCGUCUUUGCGGCAUGUUAUCUGGAAGAUAGGCCUGAGGAACACAUGAACGUCAUACGAUACCUGCACUUGAUACACGAUAUGCAGCGCACAUCGUCAGGAAUCAAAUGGCGGACGUAUGAUGAGAAGUUCCGAGAGAAGCAGGACUGCUUACAGAUUAUUGACUUUGGUUGCAAGGACGUGGAGGUCUGGCUCCAGGUCACCCGGGCUUCUCAACCCACAAAGGAGACCCGGAAUCCGGGGGCGGACGGGCAACGCGCAGGGUCGUCCGCCCAGUGGAGUAGCGCGGAAGGGGGACCGGGUAGGAGAGGUAGGUUGUCUAUCCGCGGGGGAGGGCAGGCCGCCGUGAGGGGGAAGUGUUUCGCAUUUAAUAAUGCGACCUGUUCCUUCGGCAAGCAGUGUCGGUUUCGACAUUCGUGCUUGCAAUGUGGCGGCUUCCACCCGGCCUCCAACUGUUUUAAAGGAAAUCGGCAAGGCGCGAGGGGAAAGCAAAGCUACGCAAGACCCGGCGCGAGCGGGAUCGCUCAACAGGUCCCCAACGCCAAUUAAUUUGGACGCCAUGUCCAAAUGGUUGGAUUGGUAUCCGAAUAGUACGGACGCUCAGUUUUUGUUUCAGGGUUUUAAGUUUGGUUUCCGCUUGACAGUUGCGGGCGAAGUAUCGGUCAAGGCUCUCCGGAAUCUUCAGUCCGCUCGCGCCUUGCCGUCUGUUUUGCGCGAGAAAGUUGAUAAAGAGGUGCGAAUGGGUAGGAUGGAGGGCCCGUUUAGCUCGCCCCCAGUGGAUGACUUGAUCAUUUCCCCAGUGGGGGUAGUCCCCAAGAAGACUCCGGGUGCCUUUCGGCUCAUUCAACAUCUUUCUUACCCGUCAGGGUCGUCGGUCAACGACGCGAUACCACCGGCACACUGCUCGGUGGUGUACCAGUCGUUUGACGAGGCACUGGAGUUGGUUCGUAGUUACGGCCCGGGAGCUCUGAUGGCUAAGAUCGAUGUUGAAUCCGCGUUUCGGUUGCUCCCGUUGCAUCCGGACUCAUUCCGUUUUAUGGGUUUUCGAAACGGAGCGGAAUAUUUCAUUGACAAAUGUUUGCCGAUGGGAUGUUCCGUUUCCUGCUCGUUUUUUGAAAGGUUUAGCACAUUCUUGAAUUGGUGCGUGGAGUCUUCUUCAGGGGCACAUGGAGUUGCGCAUUACCUCGAUGAUUUCCUGUGUGUGGGACCGGCGAAUUCGCCGCGCUGCAGCGACUUGCUGUUCAGCAUCCGAGCGUUGUUUUAUCACUUUGGCGUUCCUAUGGCCGAGGAUAAAACGGAGGGGCCGGUUUCCUGUUUGUCGUUCUUGGGGAUUGAAAUCGACACGGUGGCGGGAUCAUGUCACCUUCCUCAGGCCAAGGUCGCGAAGCUCCGCGAGGUUAUUUGCCAGUUCGUGAUGUCGCGCAAAGUCACGCUGAGGCAGGCGCAGUCCUUGCUGGGCCUCUUGAACUUUGCUUGCCGGGUGAUCCCGAUGGGCAGGGUUUUCUGCCGAAAGCUGGAGAGGGCGACGGCGGGGUGUGCCAGGCCGCAUCAUUUCAUUCGCUUGUCCUCCGAGAUUAAGAGGGAUUUGGCCGUCUGGGCCUCGUUCCUGGAGGACUUCAAUGGGGUGCGUAUCUGGCUGGCCCCAACGAUCGACAAUGCUAGGUUACAGCUGUUUACCGACGCGGCGGGUUCCUCUGGGUUCGGUUGCUACCUAGUGGGAUCUUGGUGCGUGGCCUCGUGGCCUGAGGAAUGGCAUCGCAAAGGUUUCACUAAGGACCUUUUGCUGCUGGAGCAAUUCCCCAUUAUGGUAGCACUGGAGGUUUGGGGCGAUCGUCUGGCUCAUCGCAGCAUUUUGUUUAGAUGUGACAAUCUGGGCGUGGUGCAUGCGAUCAAUAACCAGAGGGCUGGUGGUUCUGAGGGUGCUUGGGCGAUUGCUGCUGACAUGCUUGCAUAAGAAUGUAUGGUUCCACGCGUAACAUGUGCCAGGACUUGAGAACGGAAUUGCCGACGCGUUGUCCCGCGGUCAGUGGGAGAGAUUUCGUUUGUUGGCACCCGAGGCCGAUGAGCGGGGGUUUCAAUGUCCCGGUUAUGUCUGGCAGGUGAUUAGACCGGACUGGAGGGCCUAGCGAUGCGGUCAGUGGCUCCGAACACGCUCAAGGCUUACGGUCAAGCUUGGAGCGAGUGGGAAGAGUUUGUCCGAGGACGUAGUCAAGACGGUAAGAGUGGGCAUCGGAUGAUGCUUUCUUUUAUUUGGCAGCGUUUUGUCACGGGUAGGUCCAGAGCGGUGGUGUCCCGAUACUUAGCAGGGAUUUCAUUUUUUAAUAAAAUCAAGGGUGUCCCUGACGUGCAAAGAGCGGGCUUCUUGUAAAGGCGAUGAAAGGGUGGGCGCGCGUGGCGCCAACGCCUCCUGAUAGGCGAUGCCCCAUCGAUGCAGCCUUGCUACCGGCUGUCAUCGAUGCGGUAGGCAGUAUCGCGUUAUCACUUUUUGAAUCGCUGUUGUUCCAGUUGGCGUUCUCCAUGGCUUACCACGGAGCCUUUUGGGUUUCGGAGCUGGUAGCGCCAUCUAAGCGGGCAGACUCGCGCAUGCUUCUGGAUGACGUGGUGGUGGGUGAGAGGUCCUUGCUGUGCAGAUUGCGUCGCUCUAAGACGGACCAAGUAGGUAGAGGGCGAUGGGUCACUUUGGUACCGUCUCUGGAGGGGAGCAUUUGCCCGGUGAGAUUGGCAUCGAAAUAUGCAGCAGUGCGGCCAGGUGUGAAGGGGUCGUGGCUGCUGCAUUAUGACGGUUUACCUUUGAUGAAAUAUCAGUUUCGUUGGAUGCUGAGUCGCUGUCUGGUGAGCUUGGGCCUUUCACCUGCUGCUUUCGGUACGCAUUCUUUCCGAAUCGGGGCGGCGACGUCGGCUGCGUCGGCGGGUUUUUCCGUUGCGGAGAUUCAGGCAGUGGGGCGAUGAAAGUCGUCAAGUUACAAACUAUAUAUUCGCCCAGUUUCAUGAGUUUUUAGUUUGACUAACCGUUCAGUUUUAUUAGCCGUUGUAUAAGUUCAUGUUGUAAGGUUAAGUACGUCCUUGUGCAGUUUGUGUCUGUUUGUCUCCCCUGUUCAUCCUACUCAGGGAUUAGCUACUCGCCGCUGCUGGCAACGGGGGUCUGGAGUUCUUUUGCGAUUUUUUGCCUGACUUGACGGACUGAAUUUCAAUCUACAAUUCGGCUGAUUAGUUGCAACACGAAGUCCCUCAGCAGGUUUUUACGCUUUCACCUCCAGCUGAGUUCUUACAUGUUUUUCCCAUUUUAACCCCCCCCCCCUUUUAUUUUCCUUAUUUUCCUUUGAUCUUUCCCGUUGUGUUUCUAUGUUAUGCUUCGAUUGGCUGGAAGCUUGUUUAGAUCGGCUAGGCCGUGACUUAUGCAAGACACGAAAACCCCUUUUUUCUUUUGGCAGAUCCUUCAGGUUAAUGCAUUCAAUAAGCUCCUGUUAGGAUACGUAUUAACCGAUUUUUACUCCUUUCCUUCUCUUCAGGUUGGGUAGAAGACGAUUUGGCAAUCUGGGUAGUUGGCCACUCUUAUGUUUACUGGGCAGCCAGGUUUUUGGCCUCGGAGGGGGCGCAGUUUUUUCCUUAGGCUCAUGGCGUUCGUUGGCUUGGUUGGCGGGGGAUGAUGUGGCAAGAUCUGAAGAGUAGAUUGGUCAGUCAGGUCAGCGAGCAUGGAGUCCCUAGGGUGCUGGUUGUCCAUUUGGGUGGCAAACGAUCUGGGGAAGAGGACAUCUUUGGAGCUGCGAUGGGCCAUGAUGGAAGAUCUGGCCAGUGUGGCCGCAGCGUGGCCCAAUUGUGUUUUGGUGUUCUCUAUGAUGGUGCCAAGGUUGCGUUGGCGAGGAGUGGCGGGCGGUCGCCCGAUUGAUGAGGCCAGGCUAAAGGUGAAUGCGGCGGUGGCGAAGUGGGUGUUGGCUCACGGAGGGAAAGUGGUUCGCCACCCUAGGAUUCGGUUUCGUGACAGUCACCUUUUUCGGCCUGAUGGUGUGCAACUGUCCAAGGAAGGGAUGUUGUUUUUCCUGGAGGAUCUGUUUUUGGUGUUGCAGGAGUUAGGUUGAGGGUAUGGUGGCAGUGCGAAGACUCUGGGGAAGAGUCUUUCGCUGUUGGCGGAAAAGAACGGCAGGUUGUAGUUUGACUUGUUAGUUACAGUUGUUUACAGUAUUGGUGUGGUUUAGGUGCACUCACCUCCAUUGACUUUUAAGGCCGCUAGAUCACCCAUCAGGGGGCAGCGUCAUUACCCAUCAGUGUGGGCAGUCAGCGUGGAGGUCUGAGUCGGGCACCUAUUACCUAUGUAUGGUUUGUGGUAAAUUAGGAUCGUUUGGGUUUUAAUGUUUUUUGAGGUUAUCGUCAGUGGAAUAUAGCCGUUCAUUUUUCUGCCACCAUAUGCCGGCUGAAUCGGCAUGUUAACUUAAAUUUUACUUUACAGGUUUUUUCUAAUGGUUAGGGUACAAUAAAUAGCUAACAAUUUUCUGCCAAA